UACCAAUUGGCUAACUGUUCGUGGAUUAUCUUAGUGAUCUGCCCAAGUCUCGAAAUGAUAUACCAACGAAAGAAAAGCUGCUAGGCUGCUAAGCUAUUGUGUACUCAUCACCCUCGGGUAGCUUGCGCGAUUCGCAAUAGCCCCACAGUGGUUCAAAGUUACACACUCACACAUCUACACACGUAUGUAACGUAACCAACUUGGCUGCCGAUCACACAACCAACAAACUAUUUAUUCACCAACUUACUCCACCAAGUCAUUCCUCUUCGCGCCGUGAACCCGUCGCUUAUUCUAAUGAUAGUGCUAAAAUACAUGUGUACCUCUCUUCCACAUCUUUACAGCAAUUUUGCACCCCAUCUUAACAGUGGUUCCAGUAAAAAAUGAAAAUGAAAUAGAAACAAAAGAAAUGGAAAAUGUUGCAAAACUUCCAUUAAACGAGUUUGACACAUAAACGCAUUCAACAAUACCGUGCAAACAUACAUACCUAUAUGUGUAGAAGUGUACAUGUGUGUGUGUGUGCUCGUGCUCCGGAAAAACCUGUUGCGCUCGAUACUGCAUUCAUGCUCAGUGGACUUUACACGGAGCACAUUCAUUCUAUUGCAGUGUGUGUUGCAUGCAACCAGAAAUGUCGUGCUGACAAGACGUCGCCGUGCUGCAUUCAAGCCAGUCAAAGGAGAUACCAGUAAAAAAAGCAUCGUAAAAGUUCAUUCAAAUUUAUCAGCAGACAUUUGAAGAAUAAGAAACAAGAAGUACACACAAUACCGUAAUUAAGAUGCAGGACAUACGUUUGCGCGUUGAACAACCCAUAUCGCAUGUGUCUCCGACACAAGGACGCCGACCUAUACAUUUACUGCCACAAAUAAGCUUGAGUUGCAAUGAAACGCCGUUGGAUGCUCACCUUCAGUGCAGUCAACACUCAAUGCCACGCUCACCCAGCUCGGAGGAGGAUAAUUCACCAACAGAAAUGAAUAACUGCCGGCGUAUGACGGAUAAACCCCCAUUGGUGAAACGACUCACAAUGGGUAUGGGUUUAUUGCGCGGCACCGAAGACAGUCGCCCGCUAGUGCACACAGCCUCAUCGUCUCUCAAUUCAGGCUCGUCACAAACCAUUUCCGACGGCUAUGUGAACGAAGCUAUAUGCGAACCGGAGAAAAUGAUAACCAACAAAUUCGGCGAUUCUUGUAGACAAUCGUUGACCGCAUUGCCAACACUUCAAGCGGCCCAUAUCGGCUUACAAGAUCACACUGAAUUUAGCUACAAGAAAAAGUAUCUACGAGAAACGUGUAGUGCCAAUUCCAGCCCAAAGAUGUUUGCGCCUAGCGCGCCGCUACGCCUCGACAAUCUCAGUUUAGCGGAACAACACGAACUGAAAGGUGCCGCAUGGUUUCAAGCCGGUAUACCCCGUGAGAUCUCACUCGAGGUAUUAUCGCGUCAAAGCCCAGGCGCCUUCUUGGUGCGUCAGAGUAGCACAAAGCCCGGUUGUUUUGCAUUAUCGUUACGCGUACCACCGCCCGCGCCAAAAGUGGCACACUACCUGAUACUACGUACACCGCGCGGCUACAAAAUCAAGGGUUUCACCAAGGAGUUCACCUCAUUGCGAGCGCUUAUCACACAUCAUUCGGUGAUGCCAGAGCUGCUGCCAGUACCUUUGACAUUGCCACGCCCCACAAAUAUAGGCGCAGGAGCACCAGGAAGUCGGCAUGGCUCAAGAGGCAGUGAAUUGGAUGGCUGUGAUGAUUUUGAUACUUAUGGAUCGCUAAAUGAUUUUCGCAAAAUGAUGGCCGACCUGAAUGUAUGACUUUGGAGUGGUACAGGGAAUGAGUUGACUGAAAUGAGAGGAGCCCAAACACAGGGCGAUGCAGGGGUAAGAUCAGUAGCAGCAGCAGCCACAGCAACAACAGCAGCAACAGGAGCAUCAGCAGCAACAUCAGCAUCAACAAUAGCGUCACCAAGAAGUUGACAAGGAUUCGACUGUUUAAAAUUGUUUCAGUGUGAACGAAGUUAUUGAGCAGUGCUGGUCAUAAGGCAAAUAACGGCAACGGCUGGAAAUGUAACAGCAGACAAAUGAGACUCAACCUUUAAGCAACAGUCCAGCAAAUGAGACUUGAUGACAGCGGCGACAAAAACAGCAACAAAAACUGUGCAAGAAACAACUGCAUCAAGGAGCCACCAACACCACUAACCACAGUAAAAACCUAAAACAACAACUGCAGUAAAGUCAAUGGCAGUCAUAGCCCCAAGAGUAAGGGAGUUACUGCGCAAUGAAGCAAACAAACAACAAAAAUAAAACCAGCAAUAAAAAAGCAUACCUAAUUAAGGCUAUAAUAGUAGAUUUCGCACCAAUGGCAUUGGCAAUGGCAAUGGCCAUGACAGUGAUACGGAUACUAGUAACUGGCAUACCUCCUCAAAUAAACAUUUCUGGCAACCUUGCAAACGUGAUAACCACAUUGAAUGGUUAAAAGCUGUUUUGUUAAUUAACACUGACAAGUGAUACAGAGAGGUGGAUAACAACAAAAUUAACGAAAACUACAGUUUCCAGUAAUCAUCCAACAUGCACCCACAUACGUUUUGUAUAUUUUAC
Messenger RNA from Anastrepha obliqua, 2581 nucleotides. RefSeq names its product EGFR adapter protein-like. The record is from RefSeq and is a predicted model, not a curated record. NCBI's taxonomy places the organism in Eukaryota, Metazoa, Arthropoda, Insecta, Diptera, Tephritidae. The transcript has 6 exons. The coding region runs from base 773 to 1798 and encodes 341 amino acids.